Messenger RNA from Rhagoletis zephyria (snowberry fruit fly), 924 nucleotides. RefSeq lists its product as uncharacterized. NCBI's taxonomy places the organism in Eukaryota, Metazoa, Arthropoda, Insecta, Diptera, Tephritidae. Gene Ontology annotation, biological process: regulation of transcription by RNA polymerase II. Gene Ontology annotation, molecular function: protein dimerization activity. The record is from RefSeq and is a predicted model, not a curated record. Gene Ontology annotation, cellular component: nucleus.
CUUAAAUGAGCUUAAAAUGAAGAUGAAAACGGCUGAAGGUUUAAAUACUUGCAAUUACUUGAUCGAACGACUAAGCAUUAGGCUAUUUCAUUAUGAAAAUCGAACCGUAACUAGGAUGGGGACGAUUUUAGAUGCAAGAUUUAAAAAGGAGGGGUUUAGGUCUUACUCCAAUGCUGAUCAAGCAUCAAAGCUUUUAGAAGAUGAAAUAGUUACCUUACUGAGAGAUUCGUCAACAAAUGCAGAUAUGUCAAAACCGUCAACAUCAUCGAGUAUGCCACACCAACAAUCACUUUUAAAAUUUCUUAACAAAAAAAUCGAAGAAAAAGUCAAAUCAAGCAGAGCAGAUGCUAUUAUAACUGUGCGACAGUACCUUGAAAGACCAAACGCACCACAGGACAGCGAUCCCUUGGAAUAUUGGAAGAACAACGAAAACGAAAUGCAAGCUGUGAAAGCUUGCGCAAUGCGCUUUUUUUGCGUCCCAGCUACGUCCACAGAAUCAGAAAGACUGUAUAGCAAGGCCGGUUUAACGGUUUCUGAAAAAGAUCAUCAUUGAAAUCAAAAAAUGUUGAUAUGCUUCUCUUUUUAAACAAAAACAAAUGGGUGACUGCAGUGGACCUGUAACCCAGGAAAGUAGCAUGCCAUGACAGGGGAUUUAAUACAUAAUUUCACAAUUCGACAGUGUAAAUACCUCCAAAAUAUUAGAUAGUGCAGGGUGUAGGUAAGGUCGAAUACAACAUACAAGUAGAUUUCGUAUAGUCCUAGAACCCUAAAUUUUUUUUUAUAUAAAAAAUUCUUUUUGAACUUGAUGUACUCUUCUCUAUAUAGCGCGACAAUACCAACCAAUUUUACAAAUCAAAUAUGUUUUGGAAAAAGGAUUUGUAGUCCAUUAAAACUGUCUAAAAAAUAUAUUGUUUGGAGUUUUCA